ACAUUGGAUAUAGUUGCUGAAAAUCCGGAUAAGUUUAAGGUUGUUGCUCUUGCCGCUGGUUCAAACGUGACUCUUCUUGCCGAUCAGGUGAAGAUGUUUAGACCUAAAUUAGUUUCUGUCCGUGAUGAGUCACUAAUCGAUGAGCUCAAGGAGGCUCUAGCUGAUGUUGAAGAAAAGCCCGAGAUCAUACCGGGAGAGGAGGGAAUCAUUGAGGUAGCUCGUCAUCCAGAUGCUGUUACUGUGGUGACGGGGAUUGUUGGAUGUGCAGGUUUGAAGCCUACUGUGGCCGCCAUAACAGCAGGAAAAGACAUAGCUUUGGCCAAUAAAGAGACAUUAAUUGCUGGAGGGCCUUUUGUUCUUCCUCUUGCACACAAGCACAAAGUUAAGAUUCUUCCGGCAGAUUCCGAACAUUCAGCUAUAUUUCAGUGUAUACAAGGCUUGCCCGAAGGUGCUUUGAGGCGCAUAAUUUUGACGGCAUCAGGGGGAGCAUUCCGGGAUUUGCCGGUUGAUAAGUUGAAAGAUGUGAAAGUAGCAGAUGCUUUAAAGCAUCCCAAUUGGAAUAUGGGGAAAAAGAUUACGGUCGACUCUGCCACACUCUUUAACAAG
This is a messenger RNA of Striga hermonthica, 606 nucleotides long. The record is from the annotation of a GenBank genome assembly. NCBI's taxonomy places the organism in Eukaryota, Viridiplantae, Streptophyta, Magnoliopsida, Lamiales, Orobanchaceae.